ACUUUAAUGCAGAGAGAUAACUUUUUUUGCUAAACAUGUUAUGUGUUUUCUAACUGAAAUCAUUGUCCUUCUGAUAACAACUUUAUAAUCAAAAGUUUUAAAUUAAGUAUAGUUUACUUCUGUGGAACAUCAAUAUGUGUUAUCAAUAUCCAUCCAGUUGAACAGUAAAAUGGGUGUAAAAGGAUUAUGGCAGCUCAUCAAAACUGCGGGAAGACCUGUUUCACUUGAAACUUUAGAAGGCAAAGUAUUGGCCAUUGAUGUAAGUAUUUGGUUAAAUAAGGCUGCCAAAGGAAUGAGAGAUAAACAUGGCAAUCAAAUAUAUAAUGCUCAUCUUGUUAUGAUGUUUCAUCGUAUUUGUAAACUGCUGUUUUAUGGUGUGAAACCUGUUUUUGUGUUUGAUGGCGGUGUUCCAGAAUUGAAGAAAAAUACUCUGAAAGCACGACGAGAGAGAAGGCUCCAUGCGGAAUCUACUAGAUCCAAGGCUAAAGAUACCAUGCUACAAAAAUUUUUGCAAACAAAAGCACUUGAGGCAGUUACAGGUGAAAAAACGUCGGUAAAACUUAAUCUUAAGGAGGAAAAGGAACCAGAUAUAUUUCAACUUGCUCCAUUGUCACAUACAGCCAGCAGUCAGUCAGAUAGUUCCUCUGAAGGUGAGAUGAAUGAUGAAGAAAGUUGGCUUGAAGCCCUACGUUCGGACCAUAUACAGAAAAUGUUUGACCAUCCAGAAUCUGUUGACAUUGAUUCAGAAGAAUUUCAGUCUCUUCCUGCAGAAGUCAAGCAUGAGUUGCUAACAGAAAUCAAAGAUUCGCACAGAAGAAGAUAUAGACGAAAAAAUGAAGAACGAAAAGAACUACCUAAAGAUGCUGGUGAUUUCUCUAGUUUUCAGUUGCAAGGUUUAAUGAAGCGUGGCAAGAUUACACAGCAGAUCGAUUCCCUAAGAAAGGAAAUGACCAAUACUUUAUCGGAUCAAUUUUUAGAAAUUCAUAAAGACAUUAACUUCAAGUCAGACCAGAGCUACAUUGAAUCAAAGAGAAUUGCAUCAGAUUCAAAGGCAAGUUAUAUAUUUAUCAAAGCUUUCAAAUCUAAGGAGGAGAAUGUUUUGUUUAAUACGAACUUGGAGGAUGACUACCAUCGAUUCAAAGAGCUUGAUGAAGAAUCCAAUGAACAGUCAAGUCAUUACAGAAGACUGCAACGUGUACCUGCAAAGUUUGAGGUAUUGAAGUCAUUGCAACCAGUAGGUUUGAAAUUUCUAUCUGAUGGUUCAUCUGAUGAGGAAAACGUCACAAGUACAACGCAAGCAGAAAAUGUUAAUCAUGGAAGUACGAGCUCUGCUGAAAAACAAAAACAGGACGAUGUGGAGUAUAUGUCCACUGAUUCUGAUGACAGUGAUUUUGCAGAAACUGCUACCAAUCCAGAGAGCGUUGUUAUUAAUAAUGUGUUGCCUGUACUCAUAAAUAAAAAGAAAAAAAUAGAAAUUAUAGAGAUGAAAGAUAGUAGCAUGGCUGAAUUGAAUUUACCAAACAAUUUUGAAUCAAAAAAGGAUUUUAAAGGUGAAAAGACUACUGACAAAACUACCAUUACAUUUGAUUCUAAAAUUUUACCAGAUAGUUCAAACAAACCUAACGAUGAGCCAGCAGUUGUGUCACAAGAGGAAAUGCUUUCACCUAUUUCACCUCUUUCGAAGGUCAUCGAUGUCGAUGCAGAUUCUAGCAAACUUUUACCAAUGCAGCAAUCCGCUACACAGGAGGGUGUUGAUUCAGAAGAAAGGGAGAUAUUACCUACUUCAUCCUCAGAGAUUACUCAACAUAACAAGGAAACAAGUUUUGUCCAACAGUUUUCAAAUACAGUAGCAGAGAAAACAAAGGAGGAGCUGGUGGCUUUUCAAGAAGAUCUCAAACAUGAGCAAUAUGAAUUACAGCAGAACGCACUAAAACUAUCAAGACAAGCUGCUACGGUGUCGAGUGAGAAAUACCAAGAUGUUCAGGAGUUGCUCCAAUUGUUUGGAAUACCUUACUUAGUCAGUCCGAUGGAAGCUGAAGCUCAAUGUGCUCAACUCGAUUACUCAAAUCUUACAGACGGUUCUGUGACGGACGAUUCUGAUAUAUUUUUGUUCGGUGGGGAAACGGUUUAUAAGAAUGUGUUCGAUCAAAACAAGUACACUGAACUGUACAUUUCCAAAACUUUAAAAGAAACUCUACACCUUGAUCGUCCAAAAUUAAUCGCACUGGCUAUGUUAACUGGAAGUGACUACACAGAAGGGAUGCAAGGCGUGGGUGGAGUAACAGCAAUGGAAAUCCUACACGAAUUCUCUCGAGAUGAAGCACAAGAAACAUUAAACCAUUUAAAGGAAUGGAUGUUGAAGAUGAGAAGUGGAAAAGAAGUUUUUGCACCUGGUUGUAACCUUCUAUCAAAAUUAAAAAGGUCCGAUUUACCAAGAAACUUCAACUCUGACGACAUUUGGAAAGCAUACUUGGAACCUACUGUCGAUACAUCCGACGAACGUUUUGAGUGGGGAACACCAGAUAUUACUGCUAUCAAGGAAUUCGCUAACGAAAAAUUGGGAUGGUUAAGCUCUCGCACUGAUGAAAUAUUGUCACCUGUUAUGAGAAAGUGGAAAGGAAAUAAAGAAAAGCAAAAAACAUUGGAUAAAUUCUUCGUCCCGGUUCUUGCGCAAAAUGACGUCAUCAGUAAACGGUUACGAAAUGUAUUGGAUGUAAUGAACGGCCCUAAUAAAAAGAAUGACGUAAGCAGCGCCGAAAGUUCAAAAAAAACGAAACAAAAAAGAAAGGCGAUGGAGAGCGAAGCUACAGCUAGCACCAGUACUUCUCCUUACUUUGAUAACGAUUUUGUAGAAGUCAGUAAACGUGGGCGUGUAAAAACAACGAAGUGUACGAUGACUGUGAGUAGCAACGAGAAGGUUCAAGCUAAGAAAGAAGAAAACUUAUUAAAAGCAGCUGCGGAAAGAUUAAAACCUUUACCCCCGUUUGUUAGAGUCAAUAAGAUAAACAAAGCUAUAAGUAAAAGGCUACAAGGUCGGGGGAAAAGAAAAGCAAGAGGAAAAAAUCGAACCUUGACAAUACUUAAUCAAAUUAACUCGAUCCCAGAUGUUAUGAAGCCACUUGUAAGCAGCGAGUCUGACUCUGAUUGAGUGAAGGAAAAUGUAAUUUAUGAAUUGUAAAUAUUGAAAUACACAUCUAACAUGAAAUUCAUUCAAAAAUAUUUAUUACAACAUAUUAGAGUUCUUUAUAAAAAUUAAAACACCAGUUGUAAAAUGCC
Molecule: messenger RNA, 3276 nt
Organism: Hydractinia symbiolongicarpus
Lineage: Eukaryota; Metazoa; Cnidaria; Hydrozoa; Anthoathecata; Hydractiniidae
Product: DNA excision repair protein ERCC-5 homolog
Exons: 15
Coding region: 170-3148 (992 amino acids)
Biological process (GO): nucleotide-excision repair
Cellular component (GO): nucleus
Molecular function (GO): single-stranded DNA binding; DNA endonuclease activity
Source: RefSeq, a predicted model, not a curated record